UAGUUCCCCUUGUUCCUCAUAUAGCCAUAAUAGGACUUGUUUUGGAUGUGAGUAUUGAUCCCACAGUGGGAGGAGGGUGUUCACCCUGUGAGGCGAGCUGCUCUCCUCACACACACAGAAGAAGAUGGCUGCUGGGUUGCUGUUGCUGGUUUGUGCUGGAGCUGUGCUGUUCUCUGCCGGGGCCCAGGAUCCUUAUGAUGAGCUGGCUGAUAACUACAAGAUAGGAGUGGAUCUGGCAUUAGAGCAACUCAACUCUCAUACCGGGGUGCACCACCAUUUCCACUUCCUGAGAAGUCUGGAGAAGUCAGACAUUGAGUCUGGAUUUGGUGUGAAAUACCUCUACCACCACUUUUACCUGAAGCCCACCACAUGUCCCAAAGGAACAACUGAAUCAAACACUCAGAGAUGCCCCUUCAGGAAUGACAGACCACUGAUGGACUGUGUAGUGUGCUACAAAACAGCAGAUGACCGCAUAGAAUCGAGCCCCAAGCCGUAUGUUCACUGUAUUCAGAAACCAAGACUCACAAAGGAAAUGACGACUACCAGGAUGGAGCACUGCAAAAAAAUGAGUUACAACAGUGGAGCUCCUACACUGUUGGCUGUGUCUACUGGCAAAAAUUAAAUAAAGAAAAUACAAAAUAAAAAUGUAGAGCAAAAAUAACAUGCAGCCAAAUAAUCUGUAGUUAACCUGUUGCAUGCUUAGUUCAAUAUAGUGAGGUAACUUUGACAUGCCAACUCUCAUUUUCAUUUCCUGAAGAUUUCUCAUCCAGGUGUCACUUUUUAUAUAAAAAUACAAAAACAGCAAAUCUCCUAAUUCAAAGUGUCUGUUAUGUUUGCUUAUGAUAAUGCUGUGAUCAAAUGCUGGUGAUUUAACCACACUCCUCUCUGCUGUGAGAAAUGGGUUCCUUCUUUGCUCAUACUUCAAAGUCCCUGUAUUCCAGAUGUAACAUUGUGUAAUAAAAAAAGAUAAAAAAUCA
Molecule: messenger RNA, 977 nt
Organism: Siniperca chuatsi (mandarin fish)
Lineage: Eukaryota; Metazoa; Chordata; Actinopteri; Centrarchiformes; Sinipercidae
Exons: 4
Coding region: 125-622 (165 amino acids)
Biological process (GO): inflammatory response; regulation of lipid catabolic process
Molecular function (GO): signaling receptor binding
Source: RefSeq, a predicted model, not a curated record